AUGAAGUUUACUACCAUCACAACUCUUCUCUCCACCAGCGCAGGUGCCCUCGCUGCCGGCCCCAGCGCUACAGCCAAGAAGGCCACGGCCAUUGAGUCUAUCAAGGGCGACAACGGCAUCACAACUCCCCUCCCCAUCCAGCCCGGCAUGGUCGACAACUGCGACGUUUUCUACUACGUCAAGCCCGGCGACAACUGCCUCCAGAUCUCCGCCCAAUUCGGCAUCUCCUUUGACCAAUUCAAAGAAUGGAACCCCACCGUCGGCAAUGACUGCCUCAGCCUCUGGGCCGACGCCAACGUGUGUGUUCGCACCAUUGGCUUUGAGUACCCUGAGAUUGCAGCUUGCUACGGUAGCGAGGAUGUUCUCCCUUGGGGAAGUAACAAGGUUGCUGCUGCGAAGGCUGCUACUGAAUGGUGUAGCAAUGGCGCGCAAGGCGUUUACAAUAUUGGUGAGAAGAGGACCAAGUGUGUCAACGCGCCGUCCGGUGACGGCAAGUUUAUCUUUGAGAUCUACAAUGAGUGGGGAAUUCGUCAGGGUCUUCCUUCUCAGGAGUGUCAGCGAAACCUCCUUCUUCCUAUCUCCAAGUGCCCCGAGGGAGGUCAGGGACGCAUGAAGAGCUGGCACACAGAGACUACUCUCGAGAAGGGGAAGUGUUAA
Messenger RNA from Fusarium musae, 657 nucleotides. RefSeq lists its product as uncharacterized. Bases 1 to 657 code for a protein of 218 amino acids. The record is from RefSeq and is a predicted model, not a curated record. The transcript has 2 exons. Lineage: Eukaryota; Fungi; Ascomycota; Sordariomycetes; Hypocreales; Nectriaceae.